AUGCUGAACCAGAUAUUAAAAAGACAUUGCAGAAGAGUCAAGCCAGUUACUUCCUUCUUGGAAGGCUCUAAGCGUGCCUUCUCAGGCACCAGAGAGGGUACCAAGAGUGAGGUGUUGUCCUCGAUUGACCCUUAUUUGGGGAAAUUUGAUAAUUUCUUAAGGAAUGUGGCUAAUUAUGAAGAACAGCUUGACGAUAAUCUCCAUCCUUACUACAUGAAGAAGGAUGCUCUUUCAGGCUACGCCACUGGGGCAGGCACUGAGAAGUACAUGAAGCGGAACAGGGAUGAAAUCCCUGAGGAGAAUUUCAAGACGCCGUUUGACAGUGACCUUAAGUUGUCCAGCCUAGGUAUCGGGACGUACAUCGGGGCUCCUGAUGAUGAGACUGAUUUCUAUAUGUACAACGGCAUCAAGACUAGCGUCAUGAGCGGUGGUGUUAAUGUUAUUGAUACAGCUAUAAAUUAUCGAUACCAGAAGUCAGAGAAAGUCAUUGGCUCGGUCUUAAAUACCCUUGUGAAUAAGUACGGAUAUACCAGAGAUGAACUCUUUGUCGCUUCAAAGGGUGGCUUCGUCCCAGAGGACUCUGAGCAGGGCACUCCUGGACGAGUUAUCGUUGAGGAACUCAUCAGAGAGGGUCAUAUGGACAAGAGCGAUGUGAUUCAAGGUAAUGUUCACUGCAUUCAUCCUAAAUUUUUGGAGAACCAGCUUGAACAAAGUUUAAAGAAUAUGAACCUUGAGACAUUGGACUUGUAUUAUCUCCAUAAUGCUUAUGAGAUGCAAGGCCCUCACAACACAGAUAAUGUGGUCAUGGACAGACUUGCAGCUGCUUUCGAGUUCCUUGAGUCCAAGGUCGAAGAAGGUAAGAUCAAAAACUAUGGGUUGGCAACAUGGCUCUGAUUCAGAGCAAGAAACAGAGAGGAAAAAAUCUACCUUAACUUGCAAAAAGUUGUUGAAUUGGCUGAAAAGGUUUGUGGGAAGGAUAAUCAUUUUAACUACAUUCAAGUACCUAUUAACGUAAUGAUACCUGAAGCCUUCAUCGAGCCAUGGCAAGACUUUAAUGAAAAGAGGGGUGAUGAAACUGUAGCUACUAAUAAAACCUUACUUGCAGUCUGUAGCAUGCUGAAUAUGAACUUAGUAUCUUCUCAACCCUUGUUCCAGGGUAAGCUAUCUAACCUGGCUUUGCCAAACCAGAUGGGUGUGUAUAAUACGGCUUCGAGACAUUUGCAGUUGAUUCGAUCGAUCCCAUCGGCUGGGCCUGGCUCCUCUCCCCUUGUAAGCACCCUGGUUGGCAUGAAAAAUCCCAGACAUGUCAAGUAUAACCUUGAAGUGGUGAAGAAGCCCUUGAUGACAAGAGAAGAAUGGUUUGAUAUCAUCAAACCAAAGAAGAGAGUCGAGCACAUCGAUGAAGAAGUUGAGUAA
This is a messenger RNA of Moneuplotes crassus, 1416 nucleotides long. NCBI's taxonomy places the organism in Eukaryota, Ciliophora, Spirotrichea, Euplotida, Euplotidae. The record is from the annotation of a GenBank genome assembly.